Symbiodinium natans is the source of this 633-nucleotide messenger RNA. The record is from the annotation of a GenBank genome assembly. NCBI's taxonomy places the organism in Eukaryota, Dinophyceae, Suessiales, Symbiodiniaceae.
AUGCCCGAGCCCCCCCGCUCCAUUCACUCGGAGUGCCUGAAGAUCGACGUCAAGGCACCAGGGCUGACCACGUCGGCCUACUUGCUGUCGGACCGCAUCCGCGCCCUCUUCCAGACGUGCCAGUUCUUCGACGUGCACCUGAGGGUGGGCAAUGCAAGAUUCCCGGCUCAUCAGGCAGUUCUCGCGGCGAUGAGCGACUGGCUCCGGCUGAACUUGAAAAGCCUCCUCGAAGAGGAAGAGGGCUCGGACCAGUUGCCGCAGAUCCGGCUGGAGCGGAUCUCAAAUCCGGAUGCUGUCAUGAUCCUCUUGGACGCGGCAUACGAGUUGGGUGGCGAGGGCCCGAUCCCUCACGCAGCAUUGGCCGAUGUGCUGCGCUUAUCUCACAUGUUUCAGCUCCGCCGGCUUGAAGAACAAGCAGUGCAGUCGUUGGCAAUGGAGAUCACAGGUGAGAAUGUCUUGGAGCGCCUGGACAUCUGUGUGGAAUUCAAUCUCACCUUCUUGUAUGAGCGCAUCUUGACCCAUCUCCACGAGCAAGGCCUACUCCUUGAGGUCUGCAAGUGCCCGGAGAUGUGCUGCUACCCGCAGCUCAUGCAGCACAUGGUGAUGUACCUCUCCACCCACGACCUGAAGUGA